Lytechinus variegatus (green sea urchin) is the source of this 3316-nucleotide messenger RNA. It is a transcript of the gene brap, whose product is annotated as BRCA1-associated protein-like. The transcript is spliced from 13 exons. Gene Ontology annotation, molecular function: ubiquitin protein ligase activity; zinc ion binding. Lineage: Eukaryota; Metazoa; Echinodermata; Echinoidea; Temnopleuroida; Toxopneustidae. The record is from RefSeq and is a predicted model, not a curated record. The coding region runs from base 412 to 2610 and encodes 732 amino acids. Gene Ontology annotation, biological process: protein ubiquitination; Ras protein signal transduction. Gene Ontology annotation, cellular component: cytoplasm.
GAAUGCAUUAUGAAGCAAUACUCGUACGCUGCGUGAUUGGAAACGAAAAACAAUGUUUUGCUUGAUCAUGAUGAUGUCUGUAUUUGCGAAAACAGUUUUUGGACAUGUUGUUGGCUAACACUAAAUACGGUCUACAUUGGUUUCAUCUUCAAAGUUCUACCUAGAAUAGUCUAGUCUCUUAAGACAAGAGAAAAUAAGCAGCAGGGCCAGGCCAAGGGGACAAUCGGCUGAUCGGACAUCACUCUUCUUCCCUGGCCGGGGUCGCGGGGAUUUCCUACACUCUCGAUCUUCUGGACUGGGAACUGCCGGAUCCAGUGGUUAAACAGAAAAAAGUGUUGUUUUAUUUAAAUUAGAUUUAGGAUAGAGGCUUUAGAGCUAAGCUCGGGAUCAUUGGAACAGUUCUGUAUUUUGAUGAUGUCUGUUUCAUUGUGUAUCAUCAGAAUUUCUGUUAACGACAACUCUCCAAUUCCAAAAUCAUUUUCAUAUUCAAGAGGAGCAGACGCGAUGGCAGAGAGUCCACCACUGCUGUCUUCUUCACCUCCUCCUUCUCUGAUGGCCAAACGACAUGAUGCCCUCAGUGACAAACCUUCAGUGGCAUGGGAGAAAGUGGAUGAAGAUGGACGUAGUCAUCCAAUCCUGGCCAAGGCAGAGAGCACCGAAGCCAUCUUGGAGAAAUGCAUCGGGAAAAGGGAAGAGACAGAGAUCCAGAUUGAAACCUACAAUGUUGAAGAAAGAUACGAGGAUGAGUGCACAGAUCAGGUCAAGGAAGAUCCUAAACCAAGCUAUGCCAAAGCUCUUGCUGGGGUGAAAGAAACCGACAAAUGGCGUUCAUCCAAGGAAAGACAAAGUCAAAUUAAUCAAUCAUCGACUUUUAAGCCUGUAAAGGGGGACAGUCUAUGUAGUGACACCACUACUACUAGUGAAAUCAUAUCUCUUGAUAGUACUGAUGAAGACUCUCUAAGCACAGACAAGGACAAAGGUCAAAACUCAGAGUCUGACAAAGUUCAGUGCACAGAGAACAAAGGACAAAGAUCGGAGAGCAAAGGACAAAACUUAGAGGGCAAAGCUAAGAAAGGCGAGGCUUCGAGUAAGAGUCGCCCUAGAGUUGUGCCUCAAGUUGAUAGCUCUGUUCGACAUGUAUCAUCAAGCAUUAGUCCUCCAACCGUGUCGUCUGAAGCCAGUGAGGGCGGCAGAUCAAGCAAAAGUCCACUGACGCAGAUCAGAAGAAGAAUACCAUUUUUUUCAGGGAAUCCUGUGGUGGAUAUUACAAAGGGAAUAGUCCAUCUUUUCAAAGAGAAUCACAUGACGUCUCUAGACGAAGGCAUCAUUCGCAGUGAUAUGAUCUGUGCUCUGGCUGUCCCGGCAUCUCUUAUAUGUCAUGAUCUACUUCAGUUCUUUUCUCCUUUGGCUGAGGGCAUAGAACACAUCCGAAUCAUCAGAGAUUCCAACCCAAACCAAUACAUGACUCUUAUUAAGUUCAGAAAUCAGAGCCAUGCAGAUGAGUUCUACAAAGAAUAUAAUGGUAAACCAUACAACUCAUUUGAUGACUUUGUCUGCUAUUUAGUCUUUGUUUCAAGGGUAGAGUGCAUGAAGUCAUGUGAGGGAGCUAGUCUUGCUACUCCAGGCCUCACCGAGCUACCAACGUGCAAUAUUUGCUUGGAGAGGAUGGAGGAUUCAGUAGAGGGUAUCCUUACUAUCUUGUGUAAUCAUACAUUCCAUGGUAGCUGCCUCACCAAGUGGGGAGAUACAAGUUGUCCUGUAUGUAGAUAUAACCAGACACCCGAGCCAUCAGUAGAUAAUAAAUGCUUUCAAUGUGGAGCUCAAGAGAGCCUGUGGAUCUGUCUGAUAUGUGGUCACAUAGGAUGUGGGAGAUACGUAGAGGCCCAUGCAUAUCAUCAUUUUGAAGACACUCAACAUACCUACGCAAUGCAACUUGGUAAACAGAGAGUCUGGGACUAUGCUGGGGAUAAUUACGUGCAUAGACUGGUUCAGAGUAAAGGUGAUGGGAAGCCAGUAGAAUGGGAGAGAGGAGAUGGACAGCCGGAAUGUGAUGAGAAGUUUGAUUCCCUUACACUAGAGUAUACUUACUUGUUGAAUAGCCAGCUUGAAUCCCAACGGCUCUACUAUGAAGAGAAGAUGACAAGGAUAGAAAGUGAUGCUUUAGCACAGGUAUCUGAGAUAGAAGUCCGGUCCAGAAAAUUGAUGGAAGAAAGAGACAGAGUGGAGAGAGAAAUGCAGAAAAGUCUCAAGGAAAAACAGCUGCUUGAUAAGAAGUGUUCCUUUAUGUCUGAUAAAUUAGGCAAGGUCUUAAAUCAGCUUUCAGAAGAAUUGGAGAUGAAUAAGUGUCUUCGAGCAAAUCAAGCUGACUGGCAAACAAAGGUCACUGCACUUGAAAAGAGGUUGGAUGACGAGAGCAAAGCAAAAACAGAGGAGAUCAAGGAUUUGAAGGAGCAACUGAGGGAUCUGAUGUUCUUCCUGGAGGCCCAGGAAACCUUAAACAAGACUCCUGAUAAGACCAGGCAAGAGAUCCAAGAGGGUCAGAUCACCAUAGGUGCUUCACCCUCGCCUGAUGGACAUCCUGGUAGGAGAGGCAGGAAAAAAGGGAAAUAGAUUGAUGUCACAUGGAAGAACAUUAUUCUUUUUUCCUCUCCGGCCUCUACGCAGGUCUGUUUGGUAAUUGACCACAGCUUAGCAAAGACUUCCCUGUUUCUGCUGUAGUUGUACCCAGAAUUGCCUGUACCUGUACUCUACCACCGUUCAAAAGUCUUGUGUAUGCUUUGGCAGGAAAGGUCUUACCAAUGCUUGAAGAUUUGACUUCAGGCACACAUCAAUCAAGACACCAACUCAAAACAGACUAUCUCAAUGUAUCAGUGUUCAUUAGCCAUGCAGUCACCUCUCAUUCUGACUUUUACAAAUACAGCUAAGUGUGUUCUGGAGGUAAACAAGUUAGUUUAGCUCUUCAAGCCAAAGCCUCUACCAAGCAUGGAUGCAAUUCACAAUCCAUCCAUCCUUCUCAUUGUCUUGAUAAAUCUGUUCAAGUGUGGCAGUAAAAAUCCAGCUCCAUUGACAUUCUUUCAAGUAGAGUUUAUUUAUUCCUAUGUCAUUUUUAUACAAAAAAAAUAAUAUUUUGAAGUGACUGUUCGAUUGUCUCAUAAGUUAAUGAGAAGUAAGUGCUAUUUCCAUUGAAUGUCAUAUUGCAUUCAACAGGCAUUCUCAUAAUAACUUAUAUGAAUCUACACAGAUUGGUGGAUAUUUAUUUAUUCCUCUAUCAUUCAGAGGCGUCGAUCCUUGGGGGGCAGGGGGGCGAUCGCCCCAC